Messenger RNA from Pogona vitticeps (central bearded dragon), 1370 nucleotides. It is a transcript of the gene NXNL1, whose product is annotated as nucleoredoxin like 1. Gene Ontology annotation, cellular component: mitochondrion. Gene Ontology annotation, biological process: photoreceptor cell maintenance. NCBI's taxonomy places the organism in Eukaryota, Metazoa, Chordata, Lepidosauria, Squamata, Agamidae. The record is from RefSeq and is a predicted model, not a curated record.
AUGGCUGCCCUUUUUAUCAACAAGACCCUGGUUGUAAACAAUAAGGACAAAGAUGAGCUGGAGCUGGAGCGCGAGCUUAUCCGAGUGCUGGAGAACAAGGUCAUGCUUCUGUAUUUUGGCUCUGGGGAUUGUCCACGCUGCAAGGCAUUUGCGCCCGCUCUGAAAGAAUUUUUCGUGAAGCUCACCGAUGAAUUUUAUGUGGAGCGAGCGUCCCAACUGGUCCUGAUAUAUGUCUCACUGGAUGAAACAGAGGAGCAGCAAGCCACGUUUCUAAAGACCAUGCCCAAGAGGUGGUUGUUUUUACCCUUCCAUGAUGAGUACAAGAGGGAACUGGAGUUGAGAUUUUCUGUGAAGGACCCUCCAGUGGUGGUGGUGUUAAAGCCAAACGGGGACAUCAUCACUGCAAAUGCCAUGGAGGAAAUCGAGCAGAAGGGCACCGACUGUUUCAAAAACUGGCAAGAAGCGGCUGAGUUGGUGGACAGGAACUUCCGCCUGGCAGAAGACUUUGACAAAGUGGCUUUGAGGAGCAUCAGUGAUCCCAUCCGCCGAUACAAAUAUAAACUGGCCAAGAGCAAAAGGAGAAAAAGAAGCAAAGACGAGGGCGAUGCAUCCUCCUGAUGGGACAUUUCCUGCCCCGGAGCUCUCAAUGGGCAAGCUGGGCUCCUAAGGCACAAGCAGAGUUUCUUGGGUUGUCUGCUAUGGCCACACUGCACACAAACAGUUACUGGUAGUGAAUGCAGCUUUUUAGUUUCUUAGAAAUCCAAGUUCCCUCCGUCCCUCAAUGCAGGACUACAAAUCAAAGGAUAUCUGCCAGAUGAUUGUCUAAGUUGCUCUUGAAUGCUUCUAGUGUUGGAGCCUCUCUUGGUCAUUGGUUUUAUUGUUGUACUACUCCAACAGUUAGAACAUUUUUCCUGAUAUUCAACCAAAAUCUGGCUUCCUGUAACUUGAGCCCAUUGUUAGGUGUCUUCCUCCCUCCCUCCCAUCAGCUUACGACUAGGAAGAGUCUUGUGACAGCGUGUAGGCAAUAUCCACAUGAUGGUUAGAGAAACUGCACAAUUGGGAGGCGUGUAGGUGUGGAUGGUAGGGAAUGACAUGUAAGGCUUGCAGUGAUGUCAAGGUAGUCCAUCAGUACUGUGUAGAACACUUUGCCCCUUCCCCUUGAGUAGUAGAGGCAGAAGACAAAGAAAAGCUCUACAAACAAGCUUUGUAUGCAUACUUUAUAAAACGUUGCUUGCUUCCGUAUGUACUUCUCCACACAUCAUGACAUUUCAGUUCAGCCAGGCUUAACUACAGUCACCCAACCUGUUUUGUGUUCACAACAUUCAGAUUCCACCCCCCACCCCCAAAAUCCUGGCAUUUUUGUUGAAGAU